Messenger RNA from Centruroides sculpturatus (bark scorpion), 883 nucleotides. RefSeq names its product nose resistant to fluoxetine protein 6-like. NCBI's taxonomy places the organism in Eukaryota, Metazoa, Arthropoda, Arachnida, Scorpiones, Buthidae. The record is from RefSeq and is a predicted model, not a curated record. The transcript is spliced from 6 exons. The coding region runs from base 17 to 814 and encodes 265 amino acids.
GCAACUUUCCAUCUUAAUGUCACUGUUAUUAUAUAUUGUUGACAGAUGGCCCAGAUUUGGGAGACUAGCCAUAAUUGCAUCAAUGUUAACAGGGAUUAUCAUGUAUAUAGUUGAUGUAGUUUCAAACAGAUAUUACGUGAUGUUUGGAAUACCUGCGGCUUUUGAGAAAACUCAUAAAUAUAUUGUUUAUAAUUAUCGUAAACCAUAUUAUUCCCAUCUUGGUACUUAUUGUUUCGGUGCUUUAAUUGGAGAUAUAUUAAGAAAGAAGAAACAGGUCACAUUUGAAAAGAUUACCCUUUUACUUUGUUGGACGGGAUGCAUUGUCUUAAUGACAUUAUCUAUUUUUGGAGUGCGUAGUUACAAGAAAAAUAUUUUGGCCAACGAAAAUAUAAUCAUCGCCUUUCAGUGCAUUUCUCCAUUUGCUUGGACCGUAGGAUUAGCUUGGUUGACAGUGGCUUGUGUCACAGGUCACGGAGGAACCCUCAACCGUUUGUUAUCUCUUCGUAUUUUUGUGGUGUUAUACAGUCUGAAUGUUUGGAUAUAUCUGCUUCACUUUUCAAUCAUGUUUUACGUCUUUUGCAAAAUGAGAAAAGCUACAGGUGCUUUACAGUUUAAUUUGUGGAUGCUAUAUUCCUUUGUUAUGUUUUUGUCACUGAUUGCUGCUCUGUUCUUUUUUGUAUUCUUCGAAUCCCCAUUGAGCAGUCUUCUGUCCAACGUGCUAAAAAACAGAACAUCGCAAGAAAGAGUAAUUCCCAAUGAAAACAUUACAGAAAUGAAGACAGACAAGAAUUCAAAAAUUGUUGUUGUGUCAUAAACAUUGCAAAUUAUGUUGACAUUACAUAUGUUGAUAAUAUGACUCUGUUAAUUAAAUAACUUUAAGUAU